Molecule: messenger RNA, 2343 nt
Organism: Pipistrellus nathusii (Nathusius's pipistrelle)
Lineage: Eukaryota; Metazoa; Chordata; Mammalia; Chiroptera; Vespertilionidae
Source: the annotation of a GenBank genome assembly
AUGUACGCCUUCUACUCGCUGCUCAUCUACAUCUUCUACAGCCUUUUCCGCAGGGACGGAGGGGCCGCGGCGUCCGCCGGCUCCGGGGACCCCGCCCAGAAUGCCCGCGGCAAGCCCGGGGAUCGCCGCCGCCCCGACCAGCGCCCUGCAGAUCUGUGGACCGAGCUGACAGGCCUGGUCGGCUGCUCGGAGUCGGAAGAUGGGCCUGGAGAGGGACCCGAGGGCCGCCCCGCGGAGGUCUCCCUGGAAGAGGCUCUCGUGCGUCUUGCCGAGUUCCUUUCUGGCCAGCUGGGGGCGGAAGAGAGCUGCGGGUGUCCUGCUGAUCUGAGCAAGCCCGGGGAUGUCCCCCCUCUGCUGACGGUGAUUGGCCAGCUCUUGGCUCUCCUGGCAUGGAUUCGGAGCCCCAGGGGGAGGCAGGCCCUGCCCCAGGAAACUCAGCGAGCCUCCGGGGUGCAGCCCCUCGCGACUGCUGGACCCACAUCCCAAGAAAACCGUUCCCUUUCGCCGGGGGCUGAGGCCCAGGGGGGGCAGCCCCCCCAGUUGGUGGAGGACCAGAGGGCUUGGCAGCAGCUGGAGCAGCUCGUCCUUGGACAGCUGGAGGAGCUGAAGCAGCAGCUGGAUCUGCAGGAGGAGGGACUGGGCCAGCUUCACUUGGGAGUGGGGGCAACAGACUCCGAGAAAAGGGUUCAGCAUCUGACCCUGGAGAACGAGGCUUUGAAGCAGAGCCUAAUCCUUACUCAGGACCUCCUGAGGCACUGGGGCGCCGGCCCCCCUGCCAGGGCUCCGCAGGAGGAGGCAGAGGCACUGGUGGAGCUCCAGGGCCAGCUGCAGGAGGCCCAGGAGGCCACAGACGCCCUCCGAGUCCAGCUGGGGGUGCAGGAGGCGCAGCUGCAGGGCCUCCAGGGGGCCCUCCGGCAGCUCCAGCAGGAAACAGAGCAGAGCUGCAGAAGGGAGCUGCAGCAGGUGCACGGACAGCUGGCAGGACUCCGGGCACGCAUGGCCAGCCUGCGCCAGGGCUGCGGGGACCUCCGAGGUCUGGUCAGCACCUUCACUCAGAGCUGCCAGGGCUCCCUGAGCGAGGCCCGGGGCCAGGUAUCCUGGGCCCUGAGGACACUGUCAGACAGUGGGGCUGGGGCUCAGCUCCCCGAAGGGCAGCAAGAACCCCCAGCUGGAUGCCCGGGGCGGCUACUGGAGCUCAAGGGAAAUAUCCGUGUGCUGUGUCGGCUGAGGCCAGGGACACCCUCCAGCCUGGUGAGCUCGGAGCCCGGCCCAGGCGGCACCGUCACCACCUGCUACCGAGGGCACCAGCGUCGCUUCCAUCUGGACUGGGUCUUCCCUCCGGAUGCCAGCCAGGAGGAGGUAUUCCGGGAGCUGGAGCCUGCGGUGCUGUCCUGCCUCCGAGGCUACAGCGUGUGCAUUUUCACCUACGGCCAGACGGGGACCGGGAAGACCUACAGCAUGGAGGGCCCACCUGAGGACCCCGGGAUAGCUCCUAGGGCGCUGCAGUCCCUGUUCCGGGAGAUGAGGGCCGGAGGGCACGCCCGAGUGACCCUGAGCAUGGUGGAGAUCUACAACGAGGCUGUCAGGGACCUCCUAGCCCCCGGGCCCCCCGAGCGCUUGGUGGUGAGGCAGGGCCCGGCAGGCCAGGGUGGGAUCCAGGUGGCCGGCCUCACGUACUGGGAUGUGCCCAACCUGGAGACUCUGCACCAGAUGCUGAGCCUGGGGAGGAGCAACCGGGCCACGGCCGCCACCGCCAUGAACCAGCGCAGCUCUCGCUCCCACGCGCUGGUCACGCUGACCCUGCAGGCGGCGCCGCCCCCGCGCGGCGCAGGCACCACGGGCACGCUGCACCUGGUGGACCUGGCGGGGUCCGAGCGCGCCCGGAAGGCGGGGGCCCUGUGCAGCGCGAGGGGCGGCGCUCAGGACGCCCAGCGCCUCCGGGAGGCCCGGACCAUCAACCGCUCGCUGCUGGCGCUGGGCGGCGUGAUGACGGCGCUGCGGGCGCGCCGGCCGCACGUGCCCUUCCGCGACUCGCAGCUCACGCGCCUGCUGCAGCCGGCGCUGGGCCCGGGCGCCACGGCGGUGCUGCUGCUGCAGAUCUCCACGCGCCCCGAGGACCUUGGCGAGACCGUGUGCUCGCUCCAGUUCGCCGAGCGCGUGGGCCGCGUGGAGCUGGGGCGGGCGCGGCGCCGCAGGGCCCGGCGCUCGGGGACGCCCUCCUCCGUCAGCACGGACACGCCGCUCACCGGGACUCUCUGCACGCCCACGCCGCCCCCGGGGAGCCCCGCCAGCCCCGGCCCCGAAGGCGCGGCUCCCGCGUCCCCCGAGGACCUGCUCGCGUAG